Molecule: messenger RNA, 2985 nt
Organism: Pteronotus mesoamericanus
Lineage: Eukaryota; Metazoa; Chordata; Mammalia; Chiroptera; Mormoopidae
Product: protein FAM193A-like
Exons: 1
Coding region: 1-2985 (994 amino acids)
Source: RefSeq, a predicted model, not a curated record
AUGAGCCGGGCCAAUGCUAAGGGAGGGGCCAAGCGCCGUAAGAACAAGCGGGGCGGUGGCGGCGGAGGCGGGGACCGCAACCAGGAGAGCAGCGGCAGGGUCUGCCCGAAGGAGGAGCCGUGCAGCUCCCAGGAGACCGCCAUUAUGACCCCGGGCGCCGUUGCGGCCGCAAACAGGCCCUUUGUUGAGGGGGUGUGUGGGGGCGGCGAGGCCCCCAGAGACUACUGGGAGUCUCCCUUGAACUUGAGCGAGACUCAAGGAGCUCCGCCUUACCCCACUGGCGUUUUCUGUGCUCUGUGCAAAACCGAGCGGAAAGACGGUACAAUGGGAAAGAGUGGGGUUAAGGAUGCAAGCAAAUUGGCUCCCGAGGGCAACAGUAUGUCGUACCAAACACAGUGGGUGUGCUUGACCUGCCGGUGGACCUUGGGGGACUCUAAGACUUAUGGUGGCCUUGACCAGCCAGCAGAGGGCGAAGACUUACUCGCCUAUGGUCCUCUUGGCGGGUCCCUGGCAGAGGCAGGGGGCGAGAGUCUGGCUGAGGGGGCCCAGUCACCGCUCUCGGACACGGCAAGUGCCAGUGAGGCUUGCUUUGAGCCCAUGAACGUCUUGGCAGAGACGGAUCUGGAGUCACAGCGGCUACAGGACUACUGGUCAGAAGUGCGCUUCAUGGUCCGCUUCAUAUAUCACCAGACAGGGACCCUGGUGGUGCCAAAUAUGGAGAGGUUGAAAGAGCUUGUGGAUAGGCUCUGCAGGGUAGACCCCUCACAGCUGUACCAGCGGUUGGAUCACGUAGCACGAGAUUUCGUGCUGGACAUGAAAAUCCGCCUUUUGCAGCCGCUGUAUGCUGAGCCCACAGAGGGAGCGCAGUCCUGCACGCAGAGCCCCCGGCAGAGCCCCCUGCGGAGCCCCCUGCAGGCCCAACAGUUUAUAUGCUGCCUCCUCAAAGAGUAUGGUGCCCUCUGCCAGUCGGCCCGCGCCAUCAGCACCUUCCUCGUCACUCUAGAAAACGAGCAUUUGAGUCUUUUCGACGUGACAUGGGAACUGCAUAAUAAACACCUAUUUGAAAAUCUGAUUUUUUCGGAUCGCCUUCUCCAGAGCAACUUGCCAGCACUGAUGUCACAAAUCAGGCUGGGAGCCACGACAGAGGACAUCUGCAACCAGAGCGCAUACAGAAGCUUGCUGAAACACUGCCGGUGCUUGGAGGAGGAGCUGCACAGGGUCGCCAGAAAGUGGGUGCAGAGCCAGAAGAGGGUCAGCACCUAUGUCCUUGAGAAAAUGACAGUGAAAACCAAGCUAACAAAGGCCUUGAAGCGUUUUAAACAAACGGAAUUCCUUGAAGAGCACUUAACCGAUAAGGAAGCAGACACUGGAGAGAACAACUUGGCAGAAGCCUUGAGGUACAUGCUAUCAUCACCCCUGGCCAUGCCUGACCGCCGCGGCCAGGGAAGGUCUGCUGGCUAUGACUGUGACCACUCGCAUGUUGCCACGUGUAGCAGUGUGGACCCUCCUGUUCCCAGCAAUACUCGUGGCCACCAGCAGGCACUCCGAGCGAGUUCUGCUCCCGACUGUCUCUCUGAGAGUCACCAGCCCAUUGUGUCAUUGGCAAGCUCGGGGUCAGGUUCCAGCUCUCCCGUUAUAACCCAGCAGCAGCUCAGACCCAUUCGCCCAGACGAAGGUUCUACCUCAACUUUUUGCACUGACAGUGAUGUGGCUGCAUUGUCAGCUAAAUUUGCUGAUAUUUAUCUGGUGAAUAGUGAUGAUAUCGAAGUUGUGCCCUACAACGAUGAUGAUACUCAGGUUGCGACCCACAGCCAUAUUGAGGUUGUGACCAGCGUGAGGUCUGAAACCCUGCAGCGCCCCGAGGACUUCUUCUAUGAUGACUCAUUUCUGGCCUUGCCAGCCCCUUUACGUCCUGACUCCGAAGAGCAGUUCUGCAACAAAGGUGCCAGUGACCCACAGCAGGGCAGCAGGGACAAGAGUGCAAACAAUGACAGCUGCUCUGAGCACAGCUCCCGCUGCAGCUCCUGCUCCUGUACCUACAACAUUCAGGAGGAGCACAGGUACUGUGAAUGCUGUGGUCAAUUCUACAGGCACGACUGGCCUUCAGCCACACCAACAGGGAGAAGUUACGAAGAAAUGAGAGAAAAGCUUCGUUUACGGCUGGCCAGGAGAAAAGAAGAGCAACCUAAGAAAACAGAUCGGCGCGCAGAAAGGCAGAAUGUGGUCGAUCAUCGGACGGUGGAGGACUUGCUGCAGUUCAUAAACACCUCAGAGACCAAGCCUGUGAGCAGCACCCGCAGAGCCAAGCGGGAAAGACAUAAACAGAGAAAGCUGGAGGAGAAGGCACACAUGCCCAGUGGCUCCCUAGAGCAAACUGAAAAAUUGGAAACCUCAUCUCACUCCCCUUCCAGACGUGAGGACCACACAGGGUCAGGGGCUCAUGGGGACUCCAAGCUCCUCCUGCCAAAGGAGACCCCAAAGCAUCAACACAAGGAUGGGACUGGCAAAAAGCUGAAACAAACAGGGAAGUCCCCGAAAGCCUCAGAGGGCCAGCCCAAACCCCGGCCCCAGACUCAACCAAAUACUAAAGUGCUUCACCUCGUUUUGCUGGCGGAGCAGAGGAGAUUGGAGAGAAAAGCCAGGAGUGAGAACAAGGGCAAGAAACGGCUCAGCCAAGUCAAGGAAAAGGCGAGCCUAGGCCCUGAAGAGCCUGCCUGCCCCACUGAGCCAGUGCUGGCAGAUACUCCUCAACCCAGCGACACGAGCAAAGAAAACAGGAAGGGAGACGGAGACAACAACCCGCUCUAUGAUGUCUUUAUGCCUAAAGAUAUCGACCUAGACAGUGAGGAGAUGGAUGAGACAGAGAGGGAAGUUGAACAUUUCAAAAGAUUCUGCUUGGAUUCUGCUAGACAGACCCGACAAAGACUGUCCAUCGACUGGUCCAAUUUUAGCUUGAAAAAACCACAUUUCCUACCCCCUAAAUGA